Molecule: messenger RNA, 4251 nt
Organism: Plenodomus lingam JN3
Lineage: Eukaryota; Fungi; Ascomycota; Dothideomycetes; Pleosporales; Leptosphaeriaceae
Source: RefSeq, a predicted model, not a curated record
AUGAGAACCGCCAGUGAUAUGCCCCUCAUCAGCGGCCAGCCCCGUCCAAACCAUCCAACCCCUCUUUCCUCCCACACACUGCAGAACCCACAGCCUUCUACUACACUGCCUUCGCGCCCCGGCUCCUCUGCUACUACCAAUGCCUCACCUACCGACACCGACAUGGAGGGCCAUGCCAGGCACGCCCGCCCUGCUUCGGUAGCCUCGCAGUCUGCCCGACCCAGCUUCCUGCGCGCCAGAAGUGACUUUGGCCUACGCCAUCCCGCGCACAACGCUGACCAGGCCGACGAGGGCAGUGUCGACGGCCAUUUCAAGAUCCGCCACGGGUGGGACGACCAGCUGAACUCGGAAGAGUACAGUAAUCUGCUGACCUCUAACUUCUUCAUGUACUACACGGACAAGAAGCACGAAACGGGCGGCCACCCCAAGCACGAGGACGCCGCCCCCCCUGUCCAGGAAUGGCGCAUGCGCGAUCGCCUCAAGACCGUCUCCGCCGUCCUCGCCCUCUGUCUAAACAUUGGAGUUGAUCCACCCGAUGUCAUCAAGACCAAUCCCUGUGCAAAGGAAGAGUGUUGGAUAGAUCCCACCGUCACCUCCCAGACGCCCGGACACACACCCAUGAAUCAGAUUGGAAAGGCGCUGCAGACACAAUAUGAGCAGCUCAGCAUGCGCACUCGCUACAAGUUGCUACUCGACCCCACCACCGAGGAAACACGCAAGUAUACCUCGACCUUACGGCGUAAUGCCCGCAAUGAGAGAGUUCUCUUCCACUACAACGGCCACGGCGUUCCCAAGCCAACCUCUUCCGGCGAGAUCUGGGUAUUCAAUCGCAAUUACACCCAGUACAUUCCUCUGUCACUGUACGAUUUGCAGACCUGGAUCGGCGCACCCAGUCUGUUCGUUUACGACUGCUCGGAUGCCGGUCUCAUCAUCAGCAACUUCAACCGGUUUGCAGAGAAGCACCAGGCAGAAUUCGAGGAAACCCGACGAAGAGAUCCCAAUGUUGAAUAUGUCAACUUCAGUGACUGCAUCCACCUCGCCGCAUGCAGAGAAAAAGAGUCCCUUCCUACAAAUCCAGAGCUGCCUGCAGACAUCUUCACGUCCUGCCUGACAGACCCGAUCACCAUGGCAGUGCGAUUCUUCAUUCUGCAAAAUCCACUGCCGAGCAAGGUCACCGUACAAGACGCACACAACAUUCCCGGCAAGGUUUCUGAGCGUAGAACGCCCAUUGGUGAGCUUAACUGGAUCUUCACAGCCAUCACAGAUACCAUUGCCUGGAAUUCUCUUUCUAAGCCUCUGUUCAAGAAACUGUUCCGCCAGGACCUGAUGGUGGCAGCACUAUUUCGCAACUAUCUACUGGCUCAGCGCAUCAUGCGUACCUAUCACUGCCAUCCUGUCUCGCAUCCGGAGAUUCCACAGACGCAUGACCAUCCCCUAUGGCGCAGUUGGGAUCUUGCAGUCGAGCUUAUCCUAGCCCAGCUACCAGAUCUUCAGGCAGAAGCUCGGGGCGAAAAGGAUUAUGAGUACAAGCACUCGAGUUUCUUUUCCGAGCAAUUAACCGCCUUCGAGGUCUAUCUUACUCAGGGCGCUGUCGAGCAAAAAGUACCAGAACAGCUUCCAAUAGUGCUUCAGGUUCUUCUGAGUCAGGUACAUCGCCUAAGGGCGUUGAUUCUUCUCUCGAGCUUUUUGGAUCAUGGUCCAUGGGCUGUGAACCUCGCGCUCAGUAUCGGUAUCUUUCCCUAUGUCCUCAAAUUAUUGCAAUCGCAGGCCAAUGAGCUCAAGCCUGUCAUGGUUUUUAUCUGGGCUCGCAUCUUGGCAGUCGACCAAUCCUGCCAGGCUGAUCUGCUCAAAGACAACGGAUAUCAGUACUUCAUCAACAUUUUCAAUCCGAACUCCGGGAUUCCGAUCCAGAAUGCAAGCGAACAUCGUGCAAUGUGCGCUUUCAUCGUCUCCAUGUUUUGCAAAGACUACAACCAAGGCCAACGCGCGUCUUUGAGCGCAGAGCUGGUGGAGAGCUGUUUAGAUCAUCUGAAAGAUAUACAGAAUCCUUUGUUGAGGCAAUGGUCCUGUCUCUGCUUAAGUAAGUUGUGGGUCAAUUACGAAGAAGCAAAAUGGGUUGGUAUACGUUGCAUGGCACAUGAGAGAUUGUGCGAACUUGUCAUGGACCCUGUGGCUGAAGUGCGGGCUGCCAUGCUCCAUGCACUCACAUCUUUCCUGGGCAUCCGAGACGUGACCGCCCAGGUAGCCAAUAUCGAGGAAUCCAUCGCUUCCAUGGUGCUUGUAAUGACUAUGGAUGGUAAUAGUAUGGUACGGCGCGAGCUGCUGAUCUUCUUCUCUACAUUUGCUGCUCGCUACAAGACACGUUUUAUAGUCGCAGCUUUUGAACAUAUUCGCGAUGAGAAGAUCAGUCUUGCCUCAGCACCGCCAGAGGAACGAGGUGGAGACUCGCUUUAUAUGAAGAAGCAGCGAGCUCCGCCAACCGGUGACGCUCCUGGAUCUAGCUCGUGCUCUCAGAAUACCAUAUAUGCGGCUAUAUGGAAGGAGCUACUGGUGAUGUCGGUCGAUCCACAUCCUGAAAUCGCAAAGGAUGCGGGCAUCGUGGUCGACUAUGUGCUGAUUGCUCUGAUGGAGUCGUCGCUCGCCAAAUUCGUUCAGCCUCAAUUGGAGGAGACACUGAACCAAGCACCUGUAGCUCGCCCUGUUCGUCGCCCGCAAGAAGAGCUCGUCGCCCCUCCCAAGAGCCCCAAUCCUUCCACAUCGACAAAGGACUCCUCUUACCUGUCCUUGUUUGGUGGAAUGAGGAAGUCUACGAGCGUUGGCGCAUCGCUGAAAAGUCUGUGGACCGGAACUGACUCUGCCUCGUCUACUCAGCGAUCUGGAGGAAGAAGCAGGCUGGAGGACUCAUCAUCAUCUGCGACCGAAGUCCGCCCACAGACACCAGAGAGAUACCACGUCGAGGAAGAACCAAGACCUCGUGGUUUCAAGCCUCGGAGUCUAGCGGAGAAGCCGGAAAUACCACUAAAAAGCGUCUUCUUCGAGUGGUCAGUGGAGUAUUUCCGUGAGCCUCAGAUGAAGCCAACGGAAGCCGAUGAGCCCGGCAGUACAGAUUAUAACGGUCGACUCUGGCGACGCAAUCGUAAUGACAAAAUCAUCGCUGAAACACAGCCGAUGAAGGAAAUCGCUGUGUCAAAUCGGUGGGACGUACCUCGCGGGUACUUUGACAAUCUCAGUCAGCCUCACAAGAUGUGUUUCCAUCAAUUCGAGGACCAUCUGGUAGUAACGGACGCGCGAGAUACUGUUAACAUAUUCGACUACUCCAAGUCGGUAAGCAGAAUCAAUUGCUUCUCGAAUGGCAAUCCACCGGAUUCAAAGAUAACCGACGUUCGUUUCAUUAACGAGGACGAUCAAGCCUUGUUAAUGACAGGAUCGUCGGACGGUGUCAUCAAGAUCUUUCGCAAUUACGACCACAAGGACAAGACUGAGUUGGUGACGGGCUUCCGUGCUUUGACAGAUCUUGUGCCCAGCAACAAGAAUGCUGGUCUAGUCUUCGACUGGCAACAGGGAAGAGGAUCCAUUCUGGUCGCGGGAGAUGUAAAGGUGAUCCGAAUAUGGAAUGCAGGGACCGAAGUGUGCACAAGUGACCUUCCUGCAAGAUCAGGAUCAUGUAUCACGUCCUUGACCUCGGAUCAAGUCGAGGGCGACGUCUUUGUUGCUGGCUUUGGUGACGGUGCAAUCCGAGUAUACGACCAACGUCAGAAGCCUGCUACUGCGAUGGUCAAGGUAUGGAAAGAGCAUAGACAAUGGAUCACAAACGUUCACCUACAACGCGGCGGUCAACGAGAACUUGUGAGCGGCUGCCGUAGCGGAGAGGUGAAGCUUUGGGACAUACGUAUGGACCGAAGCGUCAAGACUAUACAGGCGACAACCGAUCACCUGAGGACGCUGAGUGUGCACGAACAUGCGCCAGUGUUUGCGACCGGGACCCAGAGACACCGAGUCAAGAUCUUCAACUUGCAUAACGGAGAGACUGUAUCACACUUCGAACCCUACUCUGGAUUCCUGCGUGAUCGCUCUGCUCCGAUUGCUGCUACAGCAUUCCAUCCGCAUCGUUUGAUGAUUGCGGCAGCUGCUGUACACGACAAUCAUGUCAACAUAUUCUCCUGUCACGAGCCUAAGCAGUCAACCGUGAAGAUGGUCAAGUUGUGGGAGGGAGGCACGACAUCAUCGAGUCGGGCUUCUAUUCACGGCUAA